Spodoptera exigua (beet armyworm) is the source of this 895-nucleotide messenger RNA. The record is from the annotation of a GenBank genome assembly. NCBI's taxonomy places the organism in Eukaryota, Metazoa, Arthropoda, Insecta, Lepidoptera, Noctuidae.
UUCUGCAAUAACCUAAACGAAAUAAUGUACAUGAUUUAAUUUAUUAAAUUAAACUUCACCUACAUAGGCUCAAGAUCAGCUGAAUACUUUGUAGGUUAUAAAAUCGAUCGCCAAAGGAAUAAAAAACAAAUUAAAUAAAUGUAUCGUUUGUAUUUAUACAAACUGUAGAGCAUUCUAAUGUAAAUGCUCAUAGAUACAAAACUUAUAAGGAUUGCAGUGUUAUCAGUGUUCAGUUAGAAUGUCGUUAUCAUUUAGACCGCCGACUGACCCGAACUUGUCUAAAUUUGUUAAAGAAAAUGACUAUGACUCGCUUGCCAAGUACCUGGUUGGUAACAACCAAAGAUUUCGUGAGAAUAUUAUAAUACCUCGGAUCCUUGGACCAGUCAUCAUCAAAACUAAUGAGGAGAAAAUGAUUGAAUCCACUAUUGAGAGCUGCCCAUUUAAAUCACUCACAAGUUGUAUUAUUGGGUAUGGUCUUGGUGCAGCUGUAGGUCUCUUCACAUCCUCUUUAAUGCCCAAUGUAUCAGUAACAGAUCCGAAUGCCAUGCAAACCCAGUCUGCAAGAGAAAUAUUGCGAGAAAUGAAAACAUCUAUGUUAAGUUACGCUAAGAACUUUGCUAUUCUCGGAGCUGUAUUUUCUGGUGUUGAAUGCUGUAUAGAAUCUGCAAGAGGGAAAACUGAUUGGAAAAAUGGAACCUAUGCUGGUGGAGUUACGGGAGGCCUAAUAGGGUUAAGAGGGGGCCUUAGAGCAGGUAUCUUUGGAGCAGCAGGCUUUGCAGCAUUUUCAACAGUUAUUGAUUACUACAUGCAUCAGCGUGGAUAAUUAAAAAUAUUUGUUAUUUAGUGAUUCUUAGCAAUAUAAAAAUUAGGUUUUAACAGUGUUUUCUUGACCUAA